UGAAAAUUGACCUUCCAGAUGUCAAAUAAUUGACAACUAAUUUGUUAUUGUUUAUGUUGUUGGUUGAUUUCAAGAAUUUGUUAAUAAAAUUCAAUAUCAAAACACGUCAGCUGUUUUUUUUAUUCACAGCCCAACUUUCCAGACUCCACUUUAGGCUGCAAUAUCAACUGCCAUAAUGGCUGAUGUUAAAGUAGACGUAUCUGGAGAGAUGGACCCCAUUCCAAGUUUGGGGGAGAAAAGUAGACUGCCAAGUUUCCUACAAAUUCCAACAAAAUUACCAGAUCCAAAAGAAUGGAUAAGUCAACAAAGACAAAAUGUGAGACCCUGGUUAGUUUUCGUCCAGACAUCGAACUUCAAAGCGCCCCCUUCAGUGCCACGACUGGGGAAACGAAUUAUGCGUAAUAUUGAGUAUUUUCAAGCCAACUACUUGUUUGUAUUUCUUGGACUUGUUGUUUACUGUUUAUUAACAUCACCUCUAGUUCUACUGGCAUUGGCUGGAACAUUCUAUGCUGGUUAUAGACUCAAUCAAAGGCAUUCAGAAAAGAAACUAGUAUUAUUUGGAAAAGAGUUGACUCUGGCUCAGCAAUAUGGACUUGUAUCUCUAUGUUCUAUGCCAAUAUAUUAUUUAGUUGGAGCUCAUGGUGCAAUGUUUUGGGUUAUUGGUGCUUCUAUGGUUGUCAUAACUCUGCAUGCAUCUUUUUAUAACAUUGAGACAUUGAUAGCCAAGGAAGAGGAUUCAUAUUCACUCUUGGAAGAAGUUUGAACCCAUUCUCAAAAGUUUUUGGCUUUCUAAACCUACUGUACAAAUGUACAUACCAUUUUGUGAUUUACUACUGACAAAUUCAGGAAUAAAUUGAAUAAAUCAUUCAAAAUAUUGUACAAGUCUUUUAAAUUAUUGAUUUUGUAUAUAUAUAUAUAUAAUAUAUAUAGUAUAAUCUGUGGUAUAAUCAUCCAGUUUUUCUAGAAGGAAUAAAUUUUAUUGAAAUAUAUAUUUAAUGG
Molecule: messenger RNA, 999 nt
Organism: Phaedon cochleariae (mustard beetle)
Lineage: Eukaryota; Metazoa; Arthropoda; Insecta; Coleoptera; Chrysomelidae
Source: the annotation of a GenBank genome assembly